AUCUAUUUUUCUCGGAAAUAAAAGCGGGCGUCAAACGUUACAUAUCUAUAUAUAUAAUAUACAGCAUCUCUUUGUGUUACGGUAAUUUUGUUGUAAAGUACGCAGUGCGAUUCGCAAAUGACGCAGAUUGCGCGUGACAUUGUGAACAUCGCGGUAUCAUCCGCGUAUCGGUACGAAAAUCCACAUUAUUAUUCGAAUUAACGAGGACAUUGCACGAGGCUGUCGAAGGACAGUCGCUAUACCAGUUUGCGUAUCUUUUCUUUAUUUUGUUUUAUAUUUUUGCAACUCUGGCGAGAACGAGCAUUUCCACGAUUCCGUCUCUUCAUGACGUGUCGUCCUUCAACAAUCGCGUCAUCGUCCACUCUAAUAUCUAUCUGACAGUGUCGUAGGAUCAACGAAGAUAACGAUUGGUUCCAGCUGAGUUCGUGCUGCAUGGAUUGUACUUUGUUCCCGUGAAAUUUAAUUGUCCAAUAGAACAAGUGAUUCGACGUGUCGAGAAUUCAGAAUUGACUCGAAUGAAGUUUUCCGCGAAGCAUCUUCCACAUCGACGGUGCCUUGGAUGUUGUAGAUUGAUGGUGGACUUGGUGUUGGCAAAGUGACCACUACCAACAGGAACGAUGAUGCCUGUGAGUGCAUGGGCAUGGUGACAUUGGUACAACAGCAGCAGCAGCAAACGGCCGACGAUAAUCAUCAGUAUCAGAAGGAAGAACAAGAUUGCUCGAACGGUGCUGUUGUGUCCGCCGAAAGAGUACACGCGGUCGACAAGUUUCACGGUGAGGUUGCAAGGUCGGCGAAGGAAACCGCAGUAGUCGUCCCGGGCAAUGGUAGCGUUGGAGAUUCCUCUACGCAGUGCAGUGACAUAGACGACGACGAUGAUGAAGAGGAAGAGGAAACAGAUGUUGAGCAGGACGGUGAGUGGAUCACGAACCUGCCAGUAUCGUCGACUAUCGUUCAGCAACAUCAAGCGGUCGCCACCGCAAAUGGCGACGUCGUCCUCCCGAAUGCUGAUCCGUCGAACUUUGGCGAUGUAUGCGUGAAGAACUCGACGAACGUGCAUCUGGGUAACAAGACUUUCUACAAGGGUCCGGUUACCAUAAAGCAGUUCGUUUAUACGAAUCCCAUUCCGAUACAGGAGGUAAAAAAAUUCGAGGCAAGCGUUUCCGACGUCAAUCUUUCAGACUUAUCGAUGAAUAAGGGUGAUGAAGCCACCAAUGGACCUAUUUUUCCACAAAAUACCGAAUUAAAUAAAGUGACACAGUUGCUGUGGACGUGGAGAUGUGCGGUUUUGUCGGGCGUUCUAGCUUUAAUAUUUUUAACUGCCACAGUGGUCACCAUUGUACAUAUUGCUCGUCCUACGGACGCACCGCCUACGCCAGUUUUCCCGGAAAUUCCAGACUCAUCGCUCGAGGGUGUAAUAAAUACAACUUCAGUACGUUUUGUCAAAAGGAACGAAUGGGGGGCGCAACCGCCCUCAGAAACUUUAACAAAAUUAAAGCUACCAGUACCAUAUGUAAUUAUCAGUCACACCGCCACGGAAUUCUGCGAGACGCAAUCGGAAUGUACAAUGCAUGUGAGGUUUGCUCAGACUUUCCACAUCGAAUCUAGAAAAUGGUCGGACAUCGCUUAUAACUUCCUCGUCGGAGGCGAUGGUCUCGCAUACAUUGGCAGAAGCUGGGAUUACGUCGGUGCUCAUUCUUUCAAUUACAACAUCAAAAGCAUUGGCAUCUCUUUUAUUGGCACAUUCAAUACGGUUAAACCACCAAAAAUACAAAUACAUGCCGCGCAAAAAAUUAUAGAAAUUGGUGUCAAAACUGGUAAAAUUGCGCCUAAUUAUAAAUUACUAGGUCAUCGACAAAUUUCGAAAACUUUAAGUCCUGGAGAUGCUUUAUAUAGUGAAAUUCAGACAUGGCCGCAUUGGUCACCUUAUCCUUAACACGACAGUGUGAAAAUUUAUUGUGAAGAAACGAAGAACUGAUAGUGAUUUUUGAAAAUAUUAAAACUUUUUUCCUUUAAAUUGUAUGCGGCUGUCUCAUUUAGACAGUUCUGAUAUGUUUACAUAAUAGUUGACUCUGGAAUUUCAUGAA
This is a messenger RNA of Camponotus floridanus (Florida carpenter ant), 2084 nucleotides long. Its product is annotated as peptidoglycan-recognition protein LC. Gene Ontology annotation, molecular function: zinc ion binding; N-acetylmuramoyl-L-alanine amidase activity. Gene Ontology annotation, biological process: peptidoglycan catabolic process. The record is from RefSeq and is a predicted model, not a curated record. Lineage: Eukaryota; Metazoa; Arthropoda; Insecta; Hymenoptera; Formicidae. The coding region runs from base 635 to 1933 and encodes 432 amino acids. The transcript is spliced from 4 exons.